AUGCCGGCUGUAUCAGGCUUAUCUCGGCCUUGUGAGCAGCGCUCGCGAGAAACAGCCCCUGCCACACCUCUUGCCGCGAUGUAGGUCAGGAUCUGGUCUUCUGCCACCGUUAAGUAUCGACUCCCCCUCAACCCGGGCCAGUCAAGACUCUGAACAAUUCUACUACUUCGUUGAAUCCAGGCUUAAUCGUUCCUGCCUCGAGUCUCUGACCAGCAUUAUAUUCAAGAUGCCAAAGACGCCCAAAGCGACUGCUCGCAGCACUGUUUCGAACAACGCACAUCUCAGCCCCGAAGCCUUGUCUCAUGGUGUUGAAUCCCGAAGGAGCGCUCGUCUCGAAGCAAAACGAACUGCUCGAGAGCUACGAAAAGAUGCGGAUCUGCUACCAUCGGUAGAGAACACCCCAACACGCUCAAGGAAGGACUCCAGAAUCUCGGUACCGCACGACUCUAGUCUCCAAAAGAAGACAUCCAAAUCCGAGAUCUCUUGUCAUUAUGACAUUGGAGAACUGCAGAAUGUCUCUGGCGAUGAUAGCGAUGUGGAAACAGUUUCCGAGCUGGAAUCUCUGGAGGAUGACUGCUCAGACCAAGACUCUACCUAUUGCCCUGAAGAUUCUUCACACGGAAGCUCAGAAGACUAUUCGGAUGACUGCUCAGAUUACUCGGACGAGCGCUCCGGUGAUCUCGUGAACCAGGGCUUCGAUGAUCAAGCAGAUGAUUGUUCUGAUGAUGAAGUGAUGAUGAGCGACAGUAACAUAUCCCAAACGCGACGAAAGCGGUACGAUCAUACUUCUCAGAAGCUUGUGGAUAUCCUCCCUGUCGUUUGUGAGGAUAGCAAUGGCACACGAAUGGCUUUCUUAGCCGAAUCAAGCCCAUCACGCGCGCAUCGAAGGCGAACACAGACUCCCGACCGCCAAAUUUCUCGCGCUGCAAGAGCAUCCACAACUCUAUAUGCCGACUCAAGCUACGAACAUAGUGUGGUGAUCAACGCAAGCAAAGUGCGAGACGUGAUCAUUGAUAAACUUCAGCACGGAGAUUGGCGAGAUCUCGAUAAGCCAGGCUUUGUAUACGCGUUCCGGGACGAAGAGCUUGGGCUUGUCAAAAUCGGCUUUACUGGCGAUCUGCAACGAAGGAAAAGCCAGAUUCAGAGCACUUGUAAGAUGUCGCGUCCCUUGGUUCAAGUUGCAGACAGUGGUCUAGUGCCGGCUUACCGGGCACUCGAAGCAAUCUUGCAUCAAGAUCUUGCGCCACUUCGAUGGGUGUUCCUCUGUGAUUGCAAACAACCGAAGAAAGAGUCUCCCAAAUCACGUGCCAAGUCAUACUCGACGCCAUACACCAAACACCAGGAAUACUUCGAAAUCAAUGAUGACGACGUCAAAAAGGUUAUCAGGUUCUGGAGCGAAUUUGUCAAGUCGCGCCCUUGGGAAAGCCGAUUGAACAGGAACCCAUGUUUUGGUUUGAAGGCAAUGACCAAUUUCCAGUCUGAUUGGCUUCAUUUGUUCAGCCCCGACAAAGGCGUUCUUCCCCCCAGAUACGAAGGCCAGCAUGAACAUCACGAUUACAGACUGAUCCGAUGGCGCAAGAUCUUGGGUCUGAAGUGUGAUAACGCGAAGACGUCCGGGGACGAGGAGCCGUCUGCUGCAUCUCUCGUUCGUCACAAGAAAGCAAGGGGUGUCAGAAGAACUACCAUUGAUUCUACUCUCUGUAUCUCCAUGAAUGGUUUGACCAUCAACGUGGACCAGAGGUGAAACAACCAAGCGUCAUCCCUUACGACAACUCGAGGUCCAGCUCUAGGCUCCUAGUUUUCCCUCCGUCAGCCCGCCAGGUUUACUUCUGCU
Molecule: messenger RNA, 1834 nt
Organism: Aureobasidium pullulans EXF-150
Lineage: Eukaryota; Fungi; Ascomycota; Dothideomycetes; Dothideales; Saccotheciaceae
Exons: 1
Coding region: 227-1744 (505 amino acids)
Source: RefSeq, a predicted model, not a curated record